Molecule: messenger RNA, 251 nt
Organism: Paramecium pentaurelia
Lineage: Eukaryota; Ciliophora; Oligohymenophorea; Peniculida; Parameciidae
Source: the annotation of a GenBank genome assembly
GAUGGGCUAAUGUCUCCAAAUGUCAUUUAUGUUACCUGGCUCCCUGACGAGAUUAAGUACUGAUUUAGUCAAGGUAAAGGGAGAUGAAUUAGGUUAUUCCAGUUAGAAAACUAAGUAGGGAAAAAAAGUAGAUAGACAAAAAGUCCUCAAAACUCAAUAUACCAGAAAGAAAAAGAAAUAGCCAGACCAUAUCAGUCAGUCGAAAGUCGUAUGUUAAUUAAGGUAUGCUAGUAUACGCGUGAGCCAUGACU